AUUUUGAUGUUUAGGAUCAAAUUUAAACUGGGGUAAAAGUUUAGAGGUGUAUAGUGAAUUAACCCACAUGCACAUUUUCCCUUCUUCUUCCCCAGUCUCUCCCUACGAAAGCACCACGUACACGUUUUCUCCUUAGCCUCUGUUUUAUUCAAUUGCAUGCAAUCAACGCAUACAUUUCCUCUCUACUUUCUCUCUUCUUAUAUUUACGACGUGGAAAAUUAAUUAAAAAAAAAAAAGCAAACACAUUCAAAAGCUUUCAUCUUCCUCUAUGAUGUAGUCACGAGGAAGAAAGAAGAGCAGAGGAACUGAUUUUCGUUUAUUUUAGCCAUUUUCGGGUGUUUUUUUGUUCUUCAAAUGCACCCCAAAACAGGUUACCUAAUAGCGGCCAAAGCUCCCCGUCGCCUCCGGCGUCACCAGUACAGCCACCGAAGUACCACCACGGUAGGAAGUCGGGUAGGUUCAGCCGGUUCCAACCGGAGCGACCUCAGCCCAUCGUCUCUCUUGGUUACUUCUCUAUGUUCUUCUUCGUCGACAACGGAUUUUCCUCGUUGUUCCUCUCGUUUAUAUCUCCGGGAUGUUUCUCUACACGGGCACCGCUUCCGUUGAUGUCGUUCCCGUCGUUAGACACAAGCCCUCGCCCGGCUCCGUUCACCGGAGUCCCCAGGUCUACGAUAAACUUAGAGUUUAUAUGAAUGCCGAUAAAUCUUCUGCUGACGCCAUUUCGACUGUUUGGAGAAAUUCCCAUAGAGGGGGGCUGUGGAGACCUUGUGUAAACAAGUCCUCUGAAGAUUUGCAAUGCAGUUGCUGUGGCAGGUUAUCUUAAUGCGACACUUCUAAUCCCUAAUUUCCAUUUUCAUAGCAUAUGGAGAGAUCCCAGCAAAUUCAAAGACAUCUAUGAUGAAGAGUAUUUCAUCAGUAUAUUAAAGAAUGAUGUACGAGUUGUUGAUAAGAUUCCUAACUACAUAAUGGAACGAUUUGACAACAAUUUGACCAAUGUUUUCAACUUCAGAAUCAAAGCAUGGUCAUCCAUUCGGUUUUACAAGGAAGUAGUCCUACCAAAGCUGCUUGAAGAAAAGGUAAUAAAGAUUUCUCCUUUUGCAAACCGCUUGUCGUUUGAUGCGCCUCCUGCUGUCCAAAGACUCAGAUGCUUGGCAAAUUAUGAAGCUUUACGGUUUUCGAGUCGCAUACUAAAUCUCGGAGAAACUUUGGUUUUGAGAAUGAAAGAAUGCAGUGCAAACAGCGGUGGCAAAUAUCUUUCUGUCCAUCUUCGCUUUGAGGAGGAUAUGGUUGCUUUCUCUUGUUGUGUAUUUGAUGGUGGGGAACUAGAAAAGGAAGACAUGAUAAGAGCCAGGGAAAGAGGCUGGAAAGGAAAAUUUACGAAACCUGGUCGAGUUAUACGCCCCGGAGCAAUCAGGAUUAAUGGGAAAUGCCCACUUACUCCUUUGGAGAUUGGAUUGAUGCUUAGAGGAAUGGGAUUCGAUAACCAUACUUAUAUCUUUUUGGCUUCUGGGAAGAUAUACAAUUCCGAGAAAACGAUGGCUCCAUUGUUGGAAAUGUUCCCAAACUUGCAAACGAAGGAGAUGCUGGCAUCAGAGGAAGAACUUGCUCCAUAUAAGAGAUUUUCUUCCAGGAUGGCUGCCAUAGACUAUACUGUUUGCCUUCAUAGCGAGGUCUUCGUGACGACUCAAGGUGGGAAUUUUCCUCAUUUCCUGAUGGGCCACAGAAGGUACUUGUACGGAGGACAUUCGAAGACUAUUCGACCAGACAAGCGAUGGUUGGCACUGCUAUUCGAUAACCCGAAUAUCGGGUGGAGAGCUUUCAAGCGACAAAUGCUGAACAUGCGGUCUCAUAGUAACACAAAGGGAGUUGAACUUAAAAGGCCCAACGAUUCGAUAUAUACCUUCCCGUGCCCGGAUUGCAUGUGUCGAAUAAACAGAACGGUAAAAGCAAGAUCGUCAUCGGCUGCGUAAUCUUCUCUCGGAGGAUAUCGACGGGUGAAUGUGUCUUGUUCUUGCAAACAAACAUAGUUACAAACACAUCUUCCUUUUAAUCCUCUUCAUGUGGUAAGAGUGCAUACAACUCGAAUUUGGGAGCUCAGAGGAACCUUUUUUUUACAGAGGUCAAAUUGUAUACAUUGAUCAGAGAACAAAAGGCGAUGAUUUUGCCAUCGGAGGGACGACCGGAGAGUGUUGCUGCACCGGGAUCUAACAAACUGUUAACAACACAUUGUGUUUGCUAUU
Messenger RNA from Hibiscus syriacus, 2240 nucleotides. RefSeq names its product protein ESMERALDA 1-like. The transcript has 9 exons. NCBI's taxonomy places the organism in Eukaryota, Viridiplantae, Streptophyta, Magnoliopsida, Malvales, Malvaceae. Bases 966 to 1970 code for a protein of 334 amino acids. The record is from RefSeq and is a predicted model, not a curated record.